Molecule: messenger RNA, 711 nt
Organism: Penicillium canescens
Lineage: Eukaryota; Fungi; Ascomycota; Eurotiomycetes; Eurotiales; Aspergillaceae
Exons: 2
Coding region: 1-711 (236 amino acids)
Source: RefSeq, a predicted model, not a curated record
AUGGUCAAUUUCACUAUCGUCAACGGCCAAGUCUACACGCCAGGCCUGGCAAUUAUCGAUGCCCCGCAGCCCAACACGCCCCUUGGCGGAGACAAUCUCCAAGUUGCUAUCGACGUGUCAGGAAACGGCCAACUCCCAUGGCCACCAUCCAGCAACACCGACUCAUCAACCCUUUUCAACGACAUCAGACUCUUCUUGACCUCCGAGUCACUCUCUCACAACUUCACCAUCUCAAAUGGCACAACACCGUCCGCUAACACAAGCUACAUCGGCCCAGUACUAGGCCUCGAGCCAUCAUCAACCGUCAAACACGUGAACUGGGUCUGGCCGAAGUGUCUCGUCGGCGAUGGCUCCGAUUCAAAGAGCGACUCAGAUCGCGGCGCAUAUAACAUCUCCAUGCACCAGUCUUUCCGCUGGAACGGGACUGACUACUAUACCGUGUUUCAGCUUCCCAUUUCUGUUACAAACAGCAUCCCUGAGAGUGAUGAGCGCGUUGACUGCGCUUUACUCGAAAACGAGGUCAUGAGCGUGGCAGAGGUUGAUGAGAGUUCGGAUUCCCUACCUGGACAGCCGUGGGUUGAGGGAGUCAGUACGACAGAUUCGAGUGCCUCGCCUACACAGACGGGUAUGGGCCUUCGCAGUCAUUCGGGUUCGAGACGAAUGGCCGGCAUUGCGAUUGCGGCGACAAUGAUUCUACAUUUCUUCAGUUAA